AUGGACCGAUAUGUCGCCUUGGGCAUGUGCAAACGUGGCUCUGAGUUUCGUGUCAUGGCUUCCCCUCAAAUCGAUACUAGCUCAGACAAGGAGGGGUUCACUACCAUGUCAUGUCCGUUCUCAAUGCUUCUUCAUGCAUCACGAAUCCUCGAACAGGUGCAGGCGCACAUGCACGACCCCACACCCCAGGAUGAAUUCAAUACAACAGAGGCAAUGCAAAUUGUUUCAACGUUAAGAUCUUUCAAGGCACUACUCAAGGAAAUGGGACCAAGCGAAGAUGAAAUCUACAACCCAUCAGUUGCUUUAUGUGAAAGUGCUUCAUUGAUCCUUUGGUGUCAUCUUGAGGUACACGACAAGGAACAGUGCGCCAAAUCAAGCAAGUCGACCUUUGAGGCAGCUGUCGGAGAUAUUCUAGAUCGCUCUCGUUUCCUCGAACAGAACCCAUCUAAUCUGGAUUUUGAACGUCUUCCGAUAUUUGCUCUAAGCUCGAUAUAUACAGCCGCUUCGGCCCUGACAUCCGAGCCGAAAGCUUUACAGAAUGUGAACGCCCUGGAGGCCAUAGCUACACUCAAGAAUAUGUUGACUCAUUUCAGCCAGAGAUGGCUCGCUGGGAGGCGAUAUCUCGAACGUCUAAACGAAGACCCCGCCCUCGUCUGA
This is a messenger RNA of Aspergillus calidoustus, 657 nucleotides long. The record is from the annotation of a GenBank genome assembly. Lineage: Eukaryota; Fungi; Ascomycota; Eurotiomycetes; Eurotiales; Aspergillaceae.